Dermacentor andersoni is the source of this 420-nucleotide messenger RNA. RefSeq names its product glutathione hydrolase 1 proenzyme-like. Lineage: Eukaryota; Metazoa; Arthropoda; Arachnida; Ixodida; Ixodidae. Gene Ontology annotation, cellular component: plasma membrane. Gene Ontology annotation, molecular function: glutathione gamma-glutamate hydrolase. The record is from RefSeq and is a predicted model, not a curated record. Gene Ontology annotation, biological process: glutathione catabolic process.
AUGAACGGGACCAUCGCAGACGUAACGGUGGCGAGCCAGUUGUGCCAGUGCGUGAUGAACCCGCACCAGUGCGGCCUUGGCGGUGGCUUCUUCUCCGUCUACUACAACCACGCCACCCGGACAGCAAAGGCCUUCAAUGCACGCGAGUGGGCACCCUCAGCAGCCUGGUCCAACAUGUUUCUGGCUAACAGCACUCUCUCAUCUUAUGCUGUGAACGCAGGCUUUCUUGCAGCAGCGGUGCCAGGAGAGCUGAUGGGCUACCGAAGUAUGCUGGACACUAUUGGCUCGCGUGUUCCUUGGGCUGAACUGUUCAAGGACGCCGAAGCACUUGCACGCAACGGAUUUCCAGUCUACGCCGACCUGGAACGCUUACUCAAGGAGAAUGAAAAGGCCAUCACCGCUGACGAGGCACUCUGGUAA